AUGUCUGCUGCUGAGAGGAAAUUACGCGGUUUGAAGAAUCGCAAACGCAGCAUCCUCUCAUCGUUAGCCGGAGUUAGAAACUUCGUCAACAAUUAUCAAGACGACAGAGACAAGCGCGAGGUGCCCGUACGCCUUGAGAAUUUGAUGGACCUGUGGACGGAAUACAACUCCGUACAGGGUGAGCUGGAUAUGCUGGAAGAAUCCGACGAAGCUUUGGAGACGUACUUGAAGGAGCGGACAGAGGUAGAGAAAUUGUACUACAUAGCGAAAGGUACGUUACUCCAACUACAUCAGACCGAGCCGGCACCUGCCCGUGCUGAUACGAAUCAAGUUUCGCACCUCAAGUUACCAAAUAUUAAACUGCCCAUUUUCGAUGGAAACUUUGAGACCUGGCUCAAUUUCCACGAUUUAUUCGUAUCGCUCGUGCAUACUUCGACCUCCUUGUCGACGAUACAAAAGUUUUACUACUUACGCUCCUCAUUGGCUGGUGAAGCGUUAAAAUUAAUUCAAACCAUUCCAAUAAGCAACGAACAGUACCCGGUAGCUUGGAAUUUGCUGGUCAAUCACUAUCAAAAUGACCGGCGCUUGAAACGAACUUACGUUCAGUCACUAUUCGAGUUUCCUUGCCUGAAGCGAGAGACGGCCGUGGAAUUGCACAGUCUUAUCGAAAAAUUCCAGGCCAAUGUCAAGGUGUUAAAGCAAUUGGGCGAACGCACUGAGCAUUGGGAUGUACUGCUGAUUCACCUUCUCAGUACACGGUUAGAUUCCGUCACGAGGCGCGAUUGGGAAGAAUACGCGGAGGCGAACGAUGUGAACAAGUUCCAGCAAUUGAUUGAAUUUCUUCAACGACGAGUCAACGUGUUGGAAACGGUUGGCGGAAGGUCAGUGGAGACAUCGGUAUCAGUGAAGAAGUUCAACGCACCUCGAGCUGCCAACCACGGUGCUUCUCAGUUUGGAUCCUGGCAGUGUCCAGCUUGCCCCGGCAAGCAUCCCCUCUAUGCGUGCGGAGAAUUCUUCAAAAUGACAGCCGACGAGAAGGAGCAACAGGUUCGACGCAACAGGCUUUGUCGAAAUUGCCUGCGGCGAGGGCACAUGGCCAAGGAGUGUCCAUCCGAAAGCAGUUGUCGUAAGUGCAGAGGACGACAUCACACACUAUUGUGCUACGCUACAAGACCGGAGGGCAGCAGUCAAUCAGCAGCCGUCGCACAUUCAAACCAGCCAUCCAGCAAUGACGAACCACUCUCAUCCACCCCCGCAGCGCAUACGGGCAUCACCAGCUGCACUUCUCGAGACAAAUCACGAACGACGGUCCUGUUGGCUACAGCGAUCAUCGUCAUGGAGGACAACAGCGGGAACGAGCAUCCAGUACGCGCCUUGCUGGAUUCAGGCAGCGAAUGUUGCUUCGCAACGGAGCGACUAGCACAGCGAAUGCAGAUUUCUCGAAGCAGAGUUAAUUUGCCGAUAGCAGGAAUCGGCGAAGCGGCCACCGAGGUCCGCUGCAAGUUCCAGUCCACGAUAAAAUCAAGGAUUUCCAAUUACAGCGCUACAAUUGAAACAUUCGUCCUUCCCAAGGUUACCGUCGAUUUGCCAUCGAUCUCUGUCGAUGCGUCGAGCUGGUCACUUCCAACAGGAAUUCAGUUAGCCGAUCCGUCUUUCUACCAAUCUGGGACCAUCGAUGUUGUGCUGGGAGCGGAAGUGUUCUUUGACUUGUUUAGCGUUGCGGGGCGCAUUUCAUUAGGCGAGUCGCUUCCUUGUCUCGUGAAUUCCGUCUUCGGUUGGAUAAUCAGCGGAAAAACAUCUCAAGGGCAGUCAAGGCCUUCCAUAGUUUGCAACGUCGCCACUACUGCCGAGCUACAACGCAACAUGGAGCGUUUCUGGGCGAUUGAGGAUGACUCGGCAAUUGUUCCUUCUGCAGCUGAAGCCUAUUGCGAGAAGUUCUUCUCUGAAACCACUGUUCGCGGUGAGGACGGACGGUACAUGGUGCGCGUACCGUUCAAGGAAGACGUUCUGAGAAAAGUAGAUCGCAAUAAACGCACUGCAUAUCAUCGUUUUCGCUUGAUUGAGAACCGACUAGGACGAGACCAGCAGUUAGCCGACGAAUACACGAAGUUUAUGGAUGAGUACGAGGAGUUGGGCCACAUGGAGCGAAUUGAAAACAUGGAAGCAGUGUCUGGACCUGCCUACUAUAUUCCGCAUCAUCCAGUGAUUAAAGAAGAUAGCACCACCACCAAGGUCCGCGUCGUCUUCGAUGCUUCGUGCAAGAGCGCUAGUGGAGUUUCUUUGAACGAUGCCAUGCUGGUUGGUCCCGUCGUUCAGGAGGAUUUGAGGGCAAUCACGAUGAGAUCCCGACUUCAUCCGAUCAUGCUAAUCGCCGACGUUGCCAAAAUGUAUCGGCAAAUCUUGCUGUUUCCCGAAGACCGCCGAUUUCACCUAAUCUUCUGGCGCCGAUCUCAGACAGACCCGAUCCAAACCUUCAGAUUGAAGACUGUAACCUACGGAACCGCUUCAGCACCGUAUCUUGCUACCAGAGUACUGAAACAGAUCGCUCUUGACGAGGGCGCGAAUUAUCCAGCCGCAGCUCAGGCGGCUAUCGAAGAUUUUUACGUUGACGACCUUUUUUCUGGAGCAAACACUGUCGCCGAAGCCAUCGAACUUCGCGAGCAAAUGGAUGCCAUGUUGAAUUCAGCCGGAAUGCAACUCCGAAAAUGGGCGAGCAAUUCUCCGGCAGUACUCGUAAGCAUUCCUCCAGCCAACCGACCCAUAGAACCGUCGGUGGACUUUGCCAAGGACCGGUCCAUCAAAACUCUGGGCCUGCACUGGGAGCCCGGCUCGGAUCAGUUGAAGUACGUCGUCCCCGAAGCCUCCGUCGUUCUAAACACCGUAGUAACGAAGCGCAGUUCCCUGUCCAACAUCGCUAAGUUGUUCGACCCACUCGGUCUGGUAGGUCCUGUAGUAGUCGUUGCCAAGGUUUUCAUGCAAGCACUGUGGGGUCUGAAGGACGAGAAUAACAAACCGUAG
Molecule: messenger RNA, 3018 nt
Organism: Aedes albopictus (Asian tiger mosquito)
Lineage: Eukaryota; Metazoa; Arthropoda; Insecta; Diptera; Culicidae
Exons: 1
Coding region: 1-3018 (1005 amino acids)
Molecular function (GO): zinc ion binding; nucleic acid binding
Source: RefSeq, a predicted model, not a curated record